Messenger RNA from Phyllopteryx taeniolatus (common seadragon), 5968 nucleotides. It is a transcript of the gene zbtb3, whose product is annotated as zinc finger and BTB domain containing 3. Gene Ontology annotation, cellular component: nucleus. The transcript has 4 exons. Gene Ontology annotation, biological process: regulation of transcription by RNA polymerase II. Gene Ontology annotation, molecular function: DNA-binding transcription factor activity, RNA polymerase II-specific; RNA polymerase II cis-regulatory region sequence-specific DNA binding; protein binding. Bases 239 to 1987 code for a protein of 582 amino acids. NCBI's taxonomy places the organism in Eukaryota, Metazoa, Chordata, Actinopteri, Syngnathiformes, Syngnathidae. The record is from RefSeq and is a predicted model, not a curated record.
GUAUUAACAUUUAGAAAAGGCUAUAAAAGCUGACCUGUUAUCCAAGUAGAGUUUGGACACUAUGGAAGCCAGUGUUGGAGGGACAUGGACGGCUAACUGAAAUGUUAGCCAAAAUAAGGUUGUUUUGCUCACUAUUGCUCUGAGUUCACAUAUCAAGACAUCGUUGAUGAGGACAUGUUAUCAUGGAAACAUGGUCUAGAGCAGAAGAGUCAACUGACAGUUGUCCAAAUGCCAGAUCAUGGAGUUUCCUCAGCAUUCCCAGCAGCUGCUGUCAGCUCUGCGCUCCCAGCGGCAGCGUGGCUUCCUGUGCGACUGCACCGUCUUGGUGGGGUCAUCCAGUUUCCUGGCUCAUCGAGCUGUUCUGGCCUCCUGCUCACCUUUCUUCCACAUGUUUUACUCGGAUUCUGUCGGCAGCACCAGUGCAAACUCUUCCAGCCGCUCUGUCACACUUGACAGCGACAUUGUCACGGCAGCCGCCUUCAGCCUGCUCCUGGACUUUGUUUAUGAAGGGGUGCUUCAGCUGGAGAAGUCUCCGCCGGUGGAGGAUAUAUUAGCAGCGGCUAGCUUCCUGCACAUGAACGAGGUGGUGAGGGUGUGCAAAAGGAGACUGCAGAGACGAGGGCCUCUGGCUGAGGCGGAUAGCACUCGCUCUGAGGAGAGCACUGGGACAAGGAGGGUAAUAGAAACAGGGAGGCAGGAUGAAGGGGAUGGUGGCGCUGAGCCUGUAGUAACUAUGGCAGCAGAUCACUUGAAUUCCAUUGCCAUGACAACAACCCUCUCAUCAGUGUCCCUAACGGCUGGACAGAGUACAUGGGAGUCUGUCAAGUCUGAGUACAGGGUUGAUGCGUGUUCAUCGGAGGCACAACUUAAGACUCCCCUGAGUCCUGAUCUUGCUGAUACCACGCAGCCUGGCAUGGAUGCCCCUCCUCUGUUACCCCGUGCAGACUUGGUGCAAGGACCCGCUGUGGGACAGUCCACACAGGAGUCAGGAGGUUCCAACAGGUUGAGCGCGAGCAGUCAUGGUGAAGGCUCAGCUCUCUGCACUCCAUGCAGCACAACUGAGACAUACAGCAUCAACCAGCAGCCUUCCUCAUCUUCCCUGGUUUCAGAUGUCCAUGCUCGCUGUCCAUCAGCGGUUGGUCCCCAAUCAGAAUUCUAUAACUCACUGGAAGCUCGAACAGGACUUUCAGACUGUGAGCGCAGAGGUACUGCAGGGGGAGAGCAACACACAGUCAUGGUUGUGCAUGCACAAAAGGAGUUGACACUUUCACGUUCACAUUCCCAAUUUCAAAUCCAGAGUGCCUUCUCACUCCAACGUGGAGGCCAGAACUCCACGCUUCAGACUCCUCAAAAUGUGGUUGCCCCUGAGAUGGAGACAAGUGGAAGGGCUCAUCCUCUUAUAGGAUUAGCGACUGUGGACAAUGAUGGUGACAAUGCAAAAGUCAAAGUGGAGGCUAUUGUUAUUUCUGAUGAGGAACAGGAGGAGGAGAAAGAGGAAUGCAAAGUGAGCGAGCCAGUGAUGGAAGUGGAUGAGGACUUUGAAGAUGACAUCCAGGAAGAGGAGCUGAACACACUCUCCUCCCGCCACAUAACUUCCGACUACACCUUUCCUCUCUCCCCUUCAUCCUCUUCUUCGGUGGCCGCCUCGUUCCUUCCUCCACCGUCCAGGACACAGCAACACUCGGACCACACACCCUUUUUAACAGACUUCCAGGACACUAUGGGAGGCAUUGUAGAGGAUGUCCCAACGUGCUGCGUCUGUGGCAAAACCUUCUCAUGCACGUACACGCUAAGACGCCACGCUAUCGUGCACACGAGAGAGCGCCCCUACGAGUGCCGCUACUGCUACCGCAGUUACACGCAGUCCGGAGAUCUCUACCGACACAUUCGCAAGGCUCACGACCAAACAUCGCGACCCAAACGCAGUAAGACUGAUGUGGAGAACCCAAAACGGGCACAACCACCACCACCACCCCCGCUUAGCUAAUAAAUAUCAGUUCGUACUUUUUUUAAUACCGCUUUUCCCAUUGAGUGUCAUGAGGCAGCUGGUGCGAAAGGCGGUUGUAACAAUCCUGGACUGGUUGCAAGUCAAUAACAGGGCACAUAUAGAGACAGACAACUUUUCACACCAUCACUGAGUGGGAAUUGAAUCCACACUACCAGCUAACUGCUACACAAUCAAUGACUCGGCUAACAUAGAGAUUCUCCAAAUUAGUAAGCAAGUCCAAUUUAACCCCGAUAUCCAUUUUGUGUCAAAGAGCAGGGGCAAACUUACAAUUAGGUCACCCCCCACCAACAUCCCAUAAAAAUUAAUUAACUGAUUAAUAAAGUUUCCUUUCUUCUCAUGCUUAAAACACAUCAAACUGCUUAAUCAUGAUGGUUUUUAAUGCUCCGUCCUCCCCUUUCAUACAAUGGACUGUUGCAUCUUACUACACAUAAAUUAUGCAGACUGAAUUAAAGAAGAGGGUAGAAAAACAAAUACAUUUUUUUGGUAUGUUGUGAGGAAAAUUAAAAUGACGUUAUCCCAGUGGAGCCGAGAAGGCAAGAGGAAAACAGUUUUUAAUCAUAACUACCAAAGGUUUCAACCAUUUUCAUUGCAACACUGAAUUUGUGCACGCGCUAACAGUAAGAGCCAGACGCUCUUGCCAGUUGCAGUAGUGCUACUAUUGGUGUCAGCCAAGGGGGAUGCAUGGAGAGUGGCACAAUGGACGCUUUUCAUCACGAAGAUGAGUAUGAAAGCAGCAGAAAUGGUAAACUGUUGAUUAAUAUUCUUAUUAAUUACAGCAAAAGCAUUGAGAUGAUUCACUUUUGACAGGGUUUUAAGGACUUUAUCAGGCUCAUGAAAUUUUCUUAAAUUCACACUUUUUAGUUGCUUACCUUGGGCCCUCAAUUGACUAAAUACAGGUCUACAGUGGGUACAGAAAGUAUUCAGACCCCCUUAAAUUUUUCGGUCUUUGUUAUAUUGCAGCCAUUUGCUAAAAUCAUUUAAGUUAUUUUUUUCCCCCUCAUUAAAGUACACACAGCACCCCAUAUUGACAGAAAUAUUUUUGCACAUUUAUUAAAAAAGAAAAACUGAAAUAUAACACAGCCAUAAGUAUUCAGACCCUUUGCUGUGACACUCAUAUAUUCAACUCGGGUGAUGUCUAUUUCUUCUGCUCAUUCGUGAGAUAGUUCUACACCUUCAUUGGAGUCCAGCUGUGUUUGAUAAUACUGAUUGGACUUGAUUAGGAAAGCCACAUCCCUGUGGCAUAAGACCUUACAGCUCACAGUGCAUGUCAGAGCAAAUGAGAAUUAUGAGGUCAAAGGAACUGCCUGAAGAGCUCAGAGACAGAAUUGUGGCAAGGCACAGAUCCGGCCAAGGUUACAAAAAAAUGUCUGCUGCACUUAAGGUUCUUAAGAGCACAGUGGCCUCCAUAAUCCUUAAAUUGAAGACGUUUGGGACGACCAGAACCCUUACUAGAGCUGGCCGUCCGGCAAACUGAGCAAUCGGGGGAGAAGAGCCUUGGUGAGAGAGGUAAAGAAGAAACCAAAGAUCACUGUGGCUGAACUCCAGAGAUGGAAAUAGGAGAAAGUUUUUGGCCUUAAUUCUAAGCGGUAUGUGUGGAGAACACCAGGCACUGCACAUCACCUGUCCAAUAUAGUCCCAACAGUGAAGCUUGGUGGUGGCGGCAUCAUGCUGUGGGGGUGUUUUUCAGCUGCUGGGACAGGACGACUGGUUGCAAUCGAAGGAAAAAUUAAUGCGGCCAAGUACAGGGAUUUUCUGAACUUCUUUUCUGAUUGCGCCAUAGCCUUCUCCAGAGCGCUCAGGACCUUAGACUGGGCCGAAGGGUCACCUUCCAACAAUACAAUGACCCUAAGCACACAGCUAAAAUAACGAAGGAGUGGCUUCAGAACAACUCUAUGACUGUUCUUGAAUGGUCCAGCCAGAGCCCUGACUUAAACCCAAUUGAGCAUCUCUAGAAAGACCUGAAAAUGACUGUCCACCAACGUUCACCAUCCAACCUGACAGAACUGGAGAGGAUCUGCAAGGAGGCAUGGCAGAGGAUCCCCAAUUCCAGGUGUGAAAAACAUCAUUCCCAAAAAGCCUCAAAAGAGUGCUUCUACUGAUCACUCAGCAAAGGGUAUGAAUACUUAUGGCUGUGUGAUAUUUGCGUUUUGCUUUUUUAAUAAAUCUGCAAAAAUGUCAACAAUUCUGUUUUUUUCUGUCAAAAUGGGGUGCUGUGUGUACAUUAAUGAGGGGGGAAAAUUAACUUAAAAUGAUUUUAGCCACUGGCUUCAAUAUAACAGAGUGAAAUUUUAAAGGGGUCUGAAUACUUUCCGUACCCACUGUAUGUAACAAUACUGCAAUUUAGAAUUCAACUCCAAAAAACAAAAGCUUCUUUGUUGCAACCAGGGUUAGGACCAGCCUCACUCACGACCCUUGUAUUGAAUCUUAUUAGUCCAUGGAGGGGUUUCUAAUAAACUUAAUAAAAUGUCCAGUACUUUUCUGUACAGGUACUAUGCACCUGAUGAGAUAAAGUUUGUUUCUUAAUUUUUAAAACAUGUGACCAAAACAUUUUCAAGAAACUACAUGUGCAUCUUAAUAAAUCAGAAUAUCGUUGAAAAAUGUAUUUCUUCAAUUCAAAAAGUAAAACUUGUAUGUUAUAUAGAUUCAUUAAACACAGGAAAAUACUUUUCAAAAGGCCAAUUUCUAUAUAUCCUGAAAUAUUUCAGUGUGUACUAAAUCUGUAUACUGUAUGAGUUUCACAUUUUGAAUGGAACUCUUAAAAUAUUUUUUUCUCCACCAUAUUCUGAUUUAUGGAAAUGCACCUAUGUAUGUAAUCCACUCACAAGUGACUGAACUGACAUCUUGCAGAAUAUUUCUAAAUGAAACAGAAGCCUUUUGCCCUGUAAAGUCUAUAUUGUAUUUAAGAGGUUUGUGACUGUCUAUAAUUAUUUGUGUUGCAUUACAAAAAGAUGGUGGGCUCUUCCCACGCAAAAAAAAAAAUAUGGUUAUGGAAUUGGAUCCGUUUUAUUUAUUGUUAUUGUGCCAUAAAUGUGAAUUUGUAUCGUCUUAUUGAAGGGGACUAAUCACAGAAUGACAUCUUCUGAUGUCUACAGCAAAAUGAUUUUAAUUUGUAAUGUGUUAUUUUUUAUCAAUACAGUGUAUGUCAGACUGGUAGUAUUAGAUGAUGUAAUUCGUUGUGCUGUUGACUUUUACUGGAUUGGAAUGAAUUGUCCUGUAUUCUAUCAAUCCUACAUCAUCGGAAUGUGAUGGACAGAAUAUUAGGAACAUCUGAUUUUGCCAAAAAUGAUCACCAUGGAUUUUUUUAAAUUAUUAUUGUUAUUGCAGAGCUGAUGUAUUGUGCUGCAUUUGUUUUAUCUUUGUGCUUAGUAAAUUGGGGAGUGCAGGGCUCCAGUUAAGCACCUAAAUAUCCAUCCAUCCAUUUUCCAUACCGCUUGUCCUCCAGAGGGUCGAAGGCAUGCAGGAGCCCAUCCCACCUAUCUGUGGGCGAGAGGCGGGGUACAGCCUGCACUGGUCGCCAGCCAAUCACAGGGCAAAUGUAAACAAACAAUCACUCGCACAUUCAUACCUACGGGCAAUUUAGAGUCUUAAUUUAACCCACUAUGCAUGUUUUUGGGAUGUGGGAGGAAACCCACGCAGGCAUGGGAAGAACAUGCAAAACUCCACACAGGCGGGGCCAGGAUUUGAACCCCGGUCCUCAGAACUGUGAGGCAGAUGUGCUAACAAGUUAAACACUGUGCCGCCACACCUAAAUAUGCCAAAGUUGAAAUAUCAUCAUGGAAGCACUGAGAGAGAAAGAUUUUAUUUUUUGGCAGUGACAAGUGACACCCAGUUCACCAUGGAAGCAAUGGGACAAACAUGUUUUAAAAAAGUAACAGGUGUCUCCAAUUGCCCAAAGAUUAUCAGUCUUGUUGUCCUCUGAAAUUUUGGAAAUUAAUACCAUAUAAACAUUAUAGGAAUGUG